UUGCUGGUUUUGAUUCUGAGUGCAACUGGGCCUGGGGAGGCUGAAGUGUAGCAGGCCGGAACAUACUGAUUCAGACUGGGGAUCACUUGAGGCUUUUGAAACGCUGAUAGUAGAUUCUAAUUGCCCUGGGCCGACAUGGCUCUGAGGGAGCUGAAAGUCUGUCUGCUGGGGGAUACAGGUGUUGGCAAAUCAAGCAUUGUAUGGAGGUUUGUAGAAGACAGCUUUGACCCUAAUAUUAAUCCAACUAUUGGGGCGUCAUUUAUGACAAAGACUGUACAGUUUCAGAAUGAACUGCAUAAAUUUCUAAUAUGGGACACUGCUGGCCAGGAGCGUUUCCGGGCAUUGGCACCAAUGUACUACAGAGGUUCUACAGCAGCCAUUAUAGUAUAUGACAUUACUAAAGAGGAAUCCUUUACAACAUUAAAGAAUUGGGUGAAAGAACUACGUCAGCAUGGACCUCCCAACAUUGUGGUGGCAAUAGCUGGUAACAAAUGUGACUUAAAUGAUGUCAGGGAAGUUUCAGAAAAAGAUGCUAAAGACUAUGCUGACUCCAUCAACGCGGUUUUUGUGGAAACAAGUGCCAAGAAUGCAAUAAACAUUAACGAAUUGUUCAUAGAAAUUAGUAAAAGAAUUCCAUCUGCUAAUCCCAAUGCUACAUCUGUGAAGGGCUUCAGACUUAGGAGACAGUCAUCUGAGGUAGAACACCGAUGCUGCUGACUCUCUGGACUUUCUGGUUUAUGGAGUUUAAUAGGCAGGACUAUUUAGUAUGUUGCCAAAUCAGUCUCCACCUGCCUACUUACCACUAUGCACACAGAGUUUUAACUCGCCACACAAAUGUGUAUGCUUCCUGCGCUUCAACCGCUGGUCAUCAUCAUACCUUCUCUAAAGGGAAAUUUUAUUUUGUUUUAGUUAUUUUCUCUUGUACAAUUUUCAUUUGCUUGUUUAUUAACUGUGCAUUUUUUUUAUUUACAUAAUUCUAUUUGUUGUGUUCAGGAAACUGAGAUUGAAACCUAGCUUACCUACCCAGGGAAAGUGUAGUUUAAGAAUGUAUUUAUUUACUCAUCACCUUAGUAGCUCAAAGACACAGUGCUAAGUGCAUUUUGUUUUAAUUAUUUACUUUAACUAUGCAUGGGCAUAAUUGUAUUAUUUAUUUAACAAAGGAAUGACUAAUAUGACCGCAGCCAGCGACAUUUGGCUAUUUUUGGCUUUGGCUUUAAUUGUGUAAUAGUGCAACACACAAACAUCUGGUUUUGCACAAAAUAGACAAUUGUAUGCUGCGGCCUGCGGCAAUAUUCAGCGUUUGUUUAGUAAAUGAAUACCGAAUAACAAAAUUCUGCCCACGCCUACUUUUAGCCAUGACAGUUCUCAAAAGGGGUUGUAUUGUGGUGGCUUAGCAAAUAGAAUUUUUUUACAUGUUAAAACUAAAAGCAUCUUAAUCUUUUACCCAAUAAGUGACAUUUGAUAGAAAUACAUAAGUAACCAUACAAUAUUUUAAGUCAAACUCUUAGAAUAGUAUAUUUUUUUUUUUUGCUUUGAAGUUACUGGUUUUAUUUGGAUGAGUCUGUAAGGGCUGCAGUUAUGUUCUAUCCCCUAGCAGUGUAAUGCACAAUUUUACUUAUAUGUAAUACAGAUUGUUAUAUAGAUCCUGUUGAUGAGGUAGCUGGAUGCAAUAAUAAAUACUUU
Molecule: messenger RNA, 1683 nt
Organism: Bombina bombina (fire-bellied toad)
Lineage: Eukaryota; Metazoa; Chordata; Amphibia; Anura; Bombinatoridae
Gene: RAB22A
Product: RAB22A, member RAS oncogene family
Exons: 7
Coding region: 136-717 (193 amino acids)
Molecular function (GO): GTPase activity; GTP binding
Source: RefSeq, a predicted model, not a curated record